This is a messenger RNA of Pyrus x bretschneideri (Chinese white pear), 3439 nucleotides long. Its product is annotated as probable LRR receptor-like serine/threonine-protein kinase At1g07650. Gene Ontology annotation, molecular function: ATP binding; protein binding; protein kinase activity. The coding region runs from base 83 to 3049 and encodes 988 amino acids. Lineage: Eukaryota; Viridiplantae; Streptophyta; Magnoliopsida; Rosales; Rosaceae. The record is from RefSeq and is a predicted model, not a curated record. Gene Ontology annotation, biological process: protein phosphorylation. The transcript has 24 exons.
UCAGGAUAGAUAAUUAUAACUUAUAUAAGAGCCUGCAGACAGAAACAACGGAGUUCCAUGGAUUGUGAUUAUGUGAAGAAAAAUGGCAGCAAGUCAAAACCUUUCAAAGUUGUUCUUCUGCUAUGUUGUUCUACUCACAGUACUUAUCUGCAUCGAGCCAAUCAAAUGCCAGGAACAGGGGGGCACUCUUGCAGACGAUGAAGUGGAAGCACUUCGUGAAAUAGCUGUGCAGUUGAAUAAAAAGGAUUGGAAUUUCAGUGAUCCUUGUAGCAAUAUUCCGACUAUUUCAAUCCCGCAUUCGGAUGAGUACAACAACACUGUCGUAUGCAACUGCUCUUUCUCUGGCAAUGUAUGCCACAUCCAAAGCAUUAUUCUUACCGGACAGGACCUUGAUGGUGUGCUUCCGCCAGCGCUGUCGAAGCUACCUUACCUUAAGCAAGUUAAUUUGGCCAGGAAUUACCUUAGUGGUUCAAUACCGCGCAAAUGGAAUUCUACGAAGUUGGAACUUCUGGUUCUCAGUGUGAACAACAUAUCAGGACCCAUUCCUGGUUAUUUGGGAAGCAUAACUACUCUCCAAUCUCUGGCCUUGGAGAGCAACUUAUUUUCUGGAGCUCUUCCCCAGGAAUUGGGCAAUUUGGUUAACCUGGAGCGUCUCUAUCUUCGUGCUAACAAUCUCACUGGUGAGCUGCCUUCUGCCCUCACUAAAAUGACCAAAUUAAGAGUACUUCAGAUUGGCAGUAAUAACUUCGCUGGAAGAAUACCUGACUACUUUCGAAGUUGGAAAAACCUCCAGGCCUUAGAGAUGCAAGCGAGUGGUCUUGAAGGCCCCCUUCCAUCUAGUCUCUCUGCCUUGAGUAAUAUGACAGAUCUAAGGAUUAGUGACUUAAGUGGUGAGAGUUCAUCUUUUCCAAACUUAUCAAGCAUGACGGGCAUGAAUAAAUUGAUGUUAAGGAGCUGCAAUAUAACCGGAGAAAUGCCUGAAUAUAUCUCUACCAUGACAAGUCUGACUGUUUUAGAUCUUAGCUUCAACAGAUUGGAAGGGAGUAUUCCAAAUUUUGCAGAUAUUAUGGAAUUGGCCACAAUAUAUCUGACAAGCAACUUGCUAACUGGUCUUCCAGAGUGGAUUAAAAAUAGAGACAGUCGCUACAAUAUAGAUCUUUCUUACAAUACUUUUCCUCAGAACUCUGUCCCAAAUUCUUGUCGAGAGACCUUCAAUUUGUUCAGAAGUUUUUCCAGUCAGAACAAUUCGCUACUUAGCAAUUGCCUCUUUCCAUGUUCAAAAGAUCGGUACUCAUUACAUCUAAAUUGCGGUGGAAAUCAAACCACAGUCGGAAACAUCAAGUACGAGGCAGAUGACGCCUCAGGAGGUGCAGCAAAGUUUUUUCAGAACUCAGCAAAUUGGGGAUUUAGCAGUACUGGUGAUUUUGCGGAUGUUUGGAGCUCCAACAAAGACUAUAUAGCAAACAAUAUUUCGAUACUCAGAAUGAACAACUCUGAAUUGUAUAAAACUGCACGACUGUCUCCUCUUUCUCUCACAUAUUAUGCUCGUUGCUUAGCAAAUGGAAAUUACACUGUGAAACUGCACUUUGCGGAAAUAGUUAUCAGAGACAACAGGUCUUAUUAUGGUGUUGGAAGACGAAUUUUUAACGUUUAUAUCCAGGAUAAACUGGUUUUGGAGGAUUUUGAUAUUGAAAAGGAAGCACAAGGGGUUGAUAAGGAAGUGAUUAAGGUAUUUAAAGCAGUUGUUAGCGUUAAGACUUUAGAAAUCCGCUUUCAGUGGGCUGGGAAAGGGACAACAAAUGUUCCAAAAUCAGGAACAUAUGGUUCUCUGAUAUCAGCUAUCUCAGUGCAGUCUGAUUUCAAGCCGCCUGAUGAUAGCAAAAGGAAGAAAUUCAUUGUGAUUGGAGUUGUUUCAGCGUUAUUCCUUAUUUUCGUAAUUUUGAGCAUUCUUUGGUUGAAAGGCUGUUUCGGAGGCAGGACAACCAGGGAACAAGAUCUCAUGGGAUUCGAUCUUCAAACUGGUUUCUUUAAAUUCAAGCAACUUAAAGCUGCAACUAACAACUUCGAUGCUGCAAACAAGCUUGGGGAAGGUGGCUUUGGAGCUGUUUACAAGGGCGAAUUAUUAGAUGGCACAUUUAUUGCAGUUAAGCAACUUUCUUCAAAAUCAAAGCAAGGAAAUCGUGAAUUUGUGAAUGAAAUAGGCAUGAUUUCUGCCUUACAACACCCAAAUCUUGUGAAAUUGUAUGGAUGCUGCGUCGAAGGAAAUCAGUUAUUUUUGGUAUACGAAUAUAUGGAGAACAAUAGCCUUGCCCAUGUUUUGUUUGGACCAGAGGAAGGCCUAAAGAAACUGAACUGGAAUACAAGGCAUAAAAUAUGUCUUGGCAUUGCAAGAGGUCUGGCUUUCCUGCAUGAGGAGUCGACACUGAAAAUUGUUCAUAGAGACAUCAAAACAAGCAAUGUACUGCUUGACCGAGACCUUAACCCUAAGAUAUCCGACUUUGGUUUGGCUAAGCUGGAUGAAGAGGAGAAGACCCAUAUUAGCACCAGAGUCGCUGGAACUAUAGGAUACAUGGCACCAGAAUAUGCGUUAUGGGGUUAUUUGAGUGACAAAGCAGAUGUUUACAGUUUUGGGGUCGUUGCAUUGGAACUCAUCUCUGGAAAAAACAACGUCAAAUAUCGUCCAAAUGAGAAUUUUGUAUGCCUUCUUGAUUGGGCCCUUGUUUUGCAUCAAGAUGGAAAUCUGAUGGAGCUGGUGGAUCGAAAGUUGGGGUCUGAGUUCAAUAAGGAAGAGGCAUUGAGAAUGAUAAAGGUAGCUGUACUAUGUGUCAAUUCAUCACCGGCACUAAGACCUACAAUGUCUGCAGUAGUGAGCAUGCUUGAAGGCCAAACUUCUGUUCACGAGGUGAAGAUAAACCCGAGUAUUUAUGGUGACGAGUUGAGGUUUAGGGCCUUCACCGAGGACUCUGAUACUACUUCUGUGCAGAGCACGCAAAGCUUACUGUACGCACCCAAUGCAAAACGGACCGCCUAUACCUCAUUGUCUGUCUAGGAUAUCCAUGCAGUUGAUCGUGAUUCUCGUGGUAAAUGAAGAACAGUGUGGCCGGGUGGUCCGUUGUUGAAGGCAGGUGCUCAUACCAAAAUGAAAGCACAAAUUCACUAGAGACAAUACGGCCAUAUUCUGACAGUUUAUUCUUAUUUCUGAUCGUAGCUUCUGCGUAUAACGUGUAUAACAUAAUGGUGGUAGUAGUUCGCAUGCAUGAAGGUGCCCGAACAUCAUUUUUUAUUUUAUUUAUUUAUUUAAGUAAACCGAUAGAGAAGAAGAGGGAUAUUAGACUUAUAUGCGGCAGCAUUUGUUAUAGUAGUAGGAAGAGAUAAAAAAAGGCUGGAUGGGGAACCAUUAUAUCACAAAAAUAUAUUAUUAAAACAAUUAAUCAUCGUA